Hymenoscyphus albidus is the source of this 741-nucleotide messenger RNA. The record is from the annotation of a GenBank genome assembly. NCBI's taxonomy places the organism in Eukaryota, Fungi, Ascomycota, Leotiomycetes, Helotiales, Helotiaceae.
AUGAAUGAUCGCUGCUUAACAAGUAGUACUGUUCCUUCGAACAUAUCUACCUACACUCUGAACCCAAAACCAUCAACAAGAGUCGUGGCCGGUGUCACCAUCCCAGACACACCACUCAUACGCAAAGCAAUUGAAUACGCUCAAACCAAUCUCACCGAGUUCAUGUUAAACCACAUCAUGCGCUCCUUCCUUUUCGGUCAAAUCAUCGCAGACGGUCUACCCUCGCUGCAAAGUCGAGAUACCGAACUUCACGCCGUUGCAGCCAUACUCCACGAUCUAGGCUGGUCCCAGAACAAAGACCUCAUAUCCAAAGACAAACGCUUCGAAAUCGACGGCGUAAACGCGGCGCGCGCCUUUUUAAUGGAAGAAGGGAGGAAAGAGGAAUGGGAUGUUCAUCGUCUUCAACUGGCAUGGGACUGCAUUGCACUCCACACCACACCGUCUAUUGGGUUACAUAAAGAGGUUGAGGUUCAGGCUUGCGGAAUUGGGAUCUUUGAGGAUUUUCAAGGUCCUGAGAGGAGCAUUGGAGGUGUUUUGACACGCAAGGAAUGGGAUGUUGUUAAUAAGGAGCUUCCCAGAGCUGGGUUUCGUGAUGGUGUUAAAGAGGUCAUGUGUCAGCUUUGUAUUGAUAAGCCGGAGACGACAUAUGAUAAUUUUGUUGCUGAGUUUGGAAUGGCUUUUGUGCCGGGUUAUAAACCGACUACAUUUUUGGAUGGGAUUUGGGCGAAAUCUGAGGGUUGA